Mercenaria mercenaria is the source of this 381-nucleotide messenger RNA. Its product is annotated as hexokinase-like. Gene Ontology annotation, biological process: intracellular glucose homeostasis; glucose 6-phosphate metabolic process; glycolytic process. Gene Ontology annotation, molecular function: D-glucose binding; glucokinase activity; ATP binding. The record is from RefSeq and is a predicted model, not a curated record. The transcript is spliced from 4 exons. Bases 1 to 381 code for a protein of 126 amino acids. Gene Ontology annotation, cellular component: cytosol; mitochondrion. Lineage: Eukaryota; Metazoa; Mollusca; Bivalvia; Venerida; Veneridae.
AUGAUACCUAUUGUCUCUUUGAGAGCUGAUCAAGAUGUAAAUGAAAUAUUACAAACACAGGGCAUAAACAGUCCAACUUCCCUGGAAUGCAGGCUUGUGUAUUGUGUAUGUCAGUUGGUUGUUAUACGUGCAGCUGAACUUGUGGCAGCAUUGUUAGCAUGUACUGUGGACAGAGUAGAAGAACAAAAGAUUGGUAUAGCAGUGGAUGGUUCUGUGUAUAAGAAUAUAGCACUGUUCAGAGAUGUGUUAGAAGAGAAAACAAAAGAUCUCAUUAAACCUGGAACAGACUGCUAUUUUGUGCCUUGUGAAGAUGGUAGUGGUCUAGGAGCAGCGAUUGUAGCCUCCAUGGUGGAGAGACAUUUACGCACGCAGAAAAAUUAG